GAGGACAUGGGUAUACAAUCAAAUUAUUUACAACAACAACACGGCUGAAAACUGACAAAUAACAUGCAAAACCGAGACAAUGUUUACAACUAUGAUUAAGCAUCAAAUAUCUGUCUGAGUGCAAGAAGUAUCUGAGCGACUGCACAAAUAGCCAUUGUUGCGUCAUCGUUGACCAUUAUUUCUGAUUGGUCAUAGUACCGAAAUAAACCGAAAAGAAAUCGAUGCUCGGAGAAACAUCCAUAGAUUAAUCAUUAAUGUAUUUACACAAAAGUUAAAAUUAGAUAAAGAUAGGUAGCAGAUGAUUAUACUAGUUCAAUAUAAUCUCACACGAAAAAUGGAGCUCCAGAAGUAUGUGCAACAAGAUGACGCACAACCUGAACAUAGUAUGUGUACCAGGUUAAGGCUGUGCGCCAUCUUGGUGCACAUACUUCGGGAGCGCGCGAAAAACACACAGCUGUAUAACAACCCAACCAUUGCCAUGCAUUACAAACCGUAACAACAGUACUCUCAAUAAAUUUGUGUGGCGUUUGCAGACUUGUGAUGGAUUGUGUUUCUCCUAUAGCAAAAAACUUUUUCUGUACUACAUGAUCAUUGGAAAAUUCCUAUUGGUUAUUCUGACAGAUUUCUUGUGAUAUGACGCUUACAAUCUUGUUUACAUGUUCAUAACCAUGAUAUUGAUUAAAAAUAUUUAACCCAUGUAGCACUGUUCUACAUGUAGUACUAGUAGCUAAUUUAGCUCAGUUGAUCACUCUGUGUAGGCUACAUAAUAUUUUUGCAAUCUGCUAUUUCAUUCCCAACAUUCAUCGACUUACAAUUACAAUACAUGUCAAGUUAAUUUUACUCCCACAUCUUCGACAUUUAAACACGUCCGAUAUUUGUUAGCACGUUAUCACCUUCUUUUAUUCGGUAGUUUGGUGAAUAUUUUUUUAUAAAUAUUAAAGCUAAAAUUUCAAAACCACUUGACAUGCGGUUUCGCAAUGCUAUUCUAUUUCCAACGUUCGACAUGACAAAACAUGUCGAGUUGAUUCCUUACAAGGCUUUAACAUUAAAUAUUAACUAAUAUUUCUUUGCACGUCAAACUAACCAACUAUAAUUUAUUUUAAAGAAAUGUGGCAUGCCCGAGGGAAUAGUAGCAUUUUCUUGAAUGCAACGCGUUCGAAUCAUGUACAGCGUUUGACAGAUCAUUGUAAAGUGGGGAAAGCGCAUAGGCGAGAUGAAGGUUAUUCUGUUUAUGAUUUUGAAGAAAAUCAAAAUUAUCUUAAAGAGGAUUGGAUAAAAAUAAUGACCGAAGGAGGGACGAAGGAAGACUUUUAUCGAAUGUAUGAAGACAUCGAUGCUGCUGCAGACAUCCCUGCUUGUCUUUUCUGGGAAGAAAUUUCUGAAGCGUUCCCUGACGUAAAGGAAAGAUGGAUAUUCGUGUUGAAGGCCAACCCAAAAUAGUGGGGCAAUGCUAAUUCUACAUUCUGACCGCAAAUAUGUUGAUGCAUAAAACUGCAGACACAAAGUCAACAACUCAAUUUUUA
Styela clava is the source of this 1523-nucleotide messenger RNA. NCBI's taxonomy places the organism in Eukaryota, Metazoa, Chordata, Ascidiacea, Stolidobranchia, Styelidae. The record is from RefSeq and is a predicted model, not a curated record.